This is a messenger RNA of Brassica oleracea var. oleracea, 1431 nucleotides long. Its product is annotated as probable protein kinase At2g41970. NCBI's taxonomy places the organism in Eukaryota, Viridiplantae, Streptophyta, Magnoliopsida, Brassicales, Brassicaceae. Bases 289 to 1383 code for a protein of 364 amino acids. Gene Ontology annotation, molecular function: ATP binding; protein tyrosine kinase activity. The record is from RefSeq and is a predicted model, not a curated record. The transcript is spliced from 8 exons. Gene Ontology annotation, biological process: protein phosphorylation.
AUUCCGAGAAAACCCAAAUAAGUAAAAUCUAUUUCUUUUCUUUAUCAAGCUUCCAAAUUUCCAAGAAAACAAAAGCAAGAAUCGUAGAAAUCAAACGUUGUUUUUAUUCAAGCUUCCUAGAAUCACAUCCUUUGUGGUUUUCUGAAGUAUUCAUCAUUAUUAUUUUCUACGGUUAACUUAAUGGCAGAAUUGAGAUGUUAUUAACAGGUAAAACAGAAAUUAACAGAAUCGAAACACAAGAAUAAGACCAAGAAAACACACACACGUGUAGUCAAAAGAUCUGAAAACAUGUUCUGUUGCGGAGGUGCCGAUGAGGAACCCGCCGGUCCACCCGCAAACCAGUAUUCAGCCCCUCCUAACAAGGCUGGAAACCCUAACAUUGGCGGUGGAAAUAGAGGGGAACCGAGGAACACGAACGCACCUAGAUCAGGAGGUCCUGCAAAGGUUUUACCCAUAGAGAUCCCUGCGGUUGCAUUGGAUGAGUUGAACAGAAUGACGGGUAACUUCGGCAACAAGGCACUGAUCGGUGAAGGUUCUUAUGGACGUGUCUUUCAAGGCAAGUAUAAUGGAGACGAUGUUGCUAUCAAGAAGCUUGACGCCUCUUCUGAAGAACCUGACUCAGAUUUCACCUCACAGUUAUCGGUUGUAUCACGGCUCAAAAACGAACAUUUUGUGGAGUUGAUGGGGUACUGCUUGGAAGCAAAUAAUCGCAUUCUCAUCUAUGAGUUUGCAAGCAAAGGUUCUUUACACGAUGUAUUACACGGGAGAAAGGGCGUGCAAGGGGCUGAGCCAGGGCCGGUGCUGAACUGGAACCAAAGGGUCAAGAUCGCAUAUGGAGCAGCUAGGGGGCUUGAGUUUCUUCACGAGAAGGUCCAGCCAUCAGUAGUACACAGGGACGUAAGGUCGAGCAAUGUCUUGUUGUUCAAUGACUUUGUGGCCAAAAUGGCUGAUUUCAACUUGACCAACGCAUCCUCCGACUCCGCGGCUAGGCUUCAUUCUACUCGAGUCUUGGGAACCUUCGGCUAUCACGCUCCAGAGUAUGCAAUGACGGGACAGAUAACACAGAAGAGUGAUGUGUAUAGUUUUGGUGUUGUGCUUUUGGAGCUCUUGACGGGAAGAAAACCUGUAGAUCAUACCAUGCCUAAAGGCCAACAAAGUCUUGUUACUUGGGCAACACCGAGACUAAGUGAAGACAAAGUCAAACAAUGCAUAGAUCCUAAGCUUAACAAUGAUUUCCCUCCCAAAGCAGUCGCCAAGUUGGCAGCUGUGGCGGCCUUGUGUGUUCAGUACGAGGCAGACUUCCGACCCAACAUGACAAUCGUUGUCAAAGCACUUCAGCCUCUUCUUAACUCUAGACCAGCCGGUCCUGAGUCUACUUCCUAAAUAACAGAUUUACCAUCUGUCUUGUUUUUGUGUUUUGUUAUUAUUGUU